AUGUUCGCCGUGCUCUUCGUCGAGGGCGGCAUCUGGGUCCUCUGGCUGCUGCUCAACUGCAUAGACCUGGUGCUCGUCGCGCUCAGCAAGAUCCUGCCGAAAUCACCGCCCCCGGGCAAGAACCUGCCGCGCGUCGUCGUCGUCGGCGCGUCCUUCGCGGGCCUCGGCGUCGUGCACGAGCUCGGCCAUCACAUUGACGAGGUCGACGUGACGCUCGUGGACCGCAAGGACUUCUUCGAGUACGUGCCCGGCGCGUUGCGGUGCCUCGUGGAGCCGGCGCACCUCCGGCGCCUGAGCUGCCCGCUCGCGCCCGCGGGCGCGGCCUUCGUCCGCGGCGAGGUCGUCGCCGUCGCCCACGGCGACGGCGAGGCCGGCGAGCGCACCGUGCGGCUCAAGGGCGGCAAGGGCCUCGACUACGAUUUGCUGGUGCUGUGCUCCGGGUCGAGCUACGCGGCGCCGAUCCGCGGCGUCGAGACGACGCUCGACGAGCGCCGGCGCAACCUCGAGGCCGCGGCGGCGACGCUCAAGGCGGCGAAGACCGUGGUCAUCAUGGGCGCGGGCGCCGUCGGCGUCGAGCUCGCGGGCGAGAUCCUGACGGUCUACCCCGAGGGCAAGCGCGUGCUGCUCGUGGACAUGGCGACGACGAUCCUCCCGGGCUUCCACGCGCGGAGCGUCGGCUACUGCAAGCGCUGGCUCGAGGCCCGGGGCGCCGAGCUGCUGUUGGGCGCGCCCCUGCGCCACGUCGCGGAAAAAUCGAUCACGCUCCACGACGGCACCGAAGUACCGUGCGACGCGCUCUACAAGUGCACGGGCGCGCGGCCCAACGGCGACUUCCUCGCGGGCUCGGCCCUGGGCGACGCCUGCGCGGGGCCCCGGGGCGCCGUCGUCGUCGACGACUCGCUCCGGUGCGCGCCGGACGUCUUCGCCGCGGGCGAUCUCUGCUACCACGCGGGCUCCGCGGAGCUCAAGCUCGGCCACACGGCGGAGGUCAACGCCCACUGCGUCGCCACGAACGUGCUCCGCCUCGCCCGCGCCAAGGCCGCGCAGGUCGCGCCGCCGCCGCUCGCGAGCUACCCGCGCGACGUCGUCGGCAACAGCGCGACGCCGAAGAUCUUCAACCUGUCCCUGGGCAAGUACGACGCGACGCUGGGCUUCAACGAUUUGGUCAUCCACGGGCCCCUGGCGGCCCUCGUCAAGUGGCUCCUCGAGUGGACCAAGGUCGCGGCCGCCGCGGACCGGCCCGUCGGCGUCGCCUUCUGGGCCUUCGCGGACUUCGCGUCGAACCUCCUCGGCCGCACGCUCCUGCCGACCGUGCCGCCGCCGGCCCGCGGCAAGCGCACGCGUCAUCGCCGAGUACUUCCCCUUUCUCGUGUCCCGUACUUCUUCACCUACCUCGCCGCCGCGGUCGAGAUCGUGGGCAGCUUCUGCCUCGCCGUCGGGAUCUUCGCGCGGCCUGCGUCGCUUUUGUUGGCCGGCACGAUGAUGAACGCGCUGGCCUUCCACCUCAUGAAGUUCGGCCCGCAGCGGUUUCCUCUGAAUCCGGAGAGCCGCGGCGCCUACACCUACGAGCCCUGCCUCGCGUUCCUCGGCGUGACCCUGUACUUCGCGUUCGCGGGGCCGGGCAAGUUCGCGAUGCGGCCCCACGGCGGCAGCGUCACGCCGGUCGCGCCGGUCACGCCCGUCACGCCGGCCGUCGCGUCCACGGCGACUCGCGUCGGGUCCAUUGUCGCGCGCAUACAAAACGCCCUCGACGAGGCCUGCGCCACGGAGGCCGCCUCCGCCGGCGCCGCGCCGGCGCCGUUGGCCGUCGGCGCCCUGGCGACGGCGUGCGGCCGGCGCGAGCUCGCGGCGCGCCUGCGCGCGAAGCACUACGCCGUCCUGCGGCUGCCCGGCUUCGACGGCGGGCGGCUCCGGAGCGCCGCCGGGGCGUUGCUCGACGACGACGCCGCGCUGCUCCGCGUCGGCGGCGCGGCGCCCGUGGCGCCGGACCGGCCGGCGGAGUUCGUCGGCGUCUUCGGCGGCGACGGGCCCGGCCGCUUCGCCGAGGGCCGCUACGGCGGCGACGGCCGCGCGCGGCCGCCGGGCCUCGCGGCGGAGGCGGGCCCCGCGCUCGACGAGUCGCGGCGCGUGCUCGGCGCGCUGGGCGCGCUCCUCGCACGCGCCCUGCUCCCCGACGCGGAGGCGCGCGUGGCCGACGACGUGAGCGCCGACGGCGGGCGGCGCGAGGUGUCGACGACGGCGCACCGCCUCUGCCGCUACGCGCCGUCAUCGAAGGCCGUCGUCUUCGGCGCGCACACGGACACGUCGUUCUUCACGCUCGUGCCCCUGAGCUCCCCGCCGGGUUUGGAGGUCUUCGACCCGUCGCUGGACGCCUGGGUCCGCCCCGAGGCGGCCGAAGGCGCGGAGGCGACGGACGUGCUGUGCAUGCCCGGCGAAUUCCUGGAGCUCGCGUCCGCGGGUGCCUUCCGGGCCGUCGUCCACCGCGUCCUCGGCGGGCCGACGAAGCGCGUGUCGACGCCGCUCCUCGUCCGCGGCGACCGGCGCUUCGCGCUGGGCGGAGUGAACGCGCACGACUGCUGGCGCGCGCUGCAGGAGCGCGAGCCCGACCGGGCGGCGGAGGCGAUCCGCGGAGCCCCGGCCCACGUCGACGGCGCGUCCUACGUCGCGCCGCACCGCACGCGGGCCGAGGCGGAGACGUUCUACUCGCUCGCGCUCGGCGGCGCCGCGGAGGUCCUCAGCGCGGACCCCCUCGUCGUCCUGCUCCCGGGCUUCGCGUCCGACGCGGACUGCGCCGCCGUGCUCGCGGCGGCGUCGAGGACCGCGUGGCUCGACGACGCCGCGGCGCCCGGCGACCUCGCGCUCCGCGCCGCGGCCGUCGCCGAGCUGCCCCCGGCCCACGCGGAGCGCUGGCGCGUCGCGGCCUACGGCCCGGGCGACGAGCCGCGCGCGGACGCCGCCGGCGGCCGCUUCGCCACGCUCGCGCUCUACCUCGACGACGGCUUCGCCGGCGGCGCGACGGCCUUCCCGGACCUGGGCCUGACCGUGGCGCCGAAGCGGGGCGACGCGAUCUUCGUCCGCGACGCGCGGACGCCGCUCCUCCGCGCCGACCGGUUCGCCGUGGCCGCGCACGCGGCGGCCCGCCGCGAGGAGCUGCCCGUGGAGGCCGGCGUCAAGCACGUCUUGAUGGGGAUCUCGCUCAUCGGCCGCGCGGACGCGCGGGCGACGGCGACGUGGCGCAGCGGGCGGGCGACGCGCAUCAUGAUUGUUUUACGACGCGACUUUGGGCUUCACGACCUCGUCAUCCACGGGCCCCUGGCGGCCCUCGUCAAGUGGCUCCUCGAGUGGACCAAGGUCGCGGCCGCCGCGGACCGGCCCGUCGGCGUCGCCUUCUGGGCCUUCGCGGACUUCGCGUCGAACCUCCUCGGCCGCACGCUCCUGCCCACCACCCGGACGCGCCCUCCAGGCGUCAUCGCCGAGUACUUCCCCUUUCUCGUGUUCCCGUACUUCUUCACCUACCUCGCCGCCGCGGUCGAGAUCGUGGGCAGCUUCUGCCUCGCCGUCGGGAUCUUCGCGCGGCCUGCGUCGCUUUUGUUGGCCGGCACGAUGAUGAACGCGCUGGCCUUCCACCUCAUGAAGUUCGGCCCGCAGCGGUUUCCUCUGAAUCCGGAGAGCCGCGGCGCCUACACCUACGAGCCCUGCCUCGCGUUCCUCGGCGUGACCCUGUACUUCGCGUUCGCGGGGCCGGGCAAGUUCGCGAUGCGGCCCCACGGCGGCAGCGUCACGCCGGUCGCGCCGGCCGCACCAGUCACGCCGGCCGUCGCGUCCACGGCGACGCGUGUCGCCGGCAUCGUCGCGCGCAUACAAAACGCCCUCGACGAGGCCUGCGCCACGGAGGCCGCCUCCGCCGCCGCCGCGCCGGCGCCGUUGGCCGUCGGCGCCCUGGCGACGGGUGGCGGCCGGCGCGAGCUCGCGGCGCGCCUGCGCGCGAAGCACUACGCCGUCCUGCGGCUGCCCGGCUUCGACGGCGGGCGGCUCCGGAGCGCCGCGGGGGCGUUGCUCGACGACGACGCCGCGCUGCUCCGCGUCGGCGGCGCGGCGCCCGUGGCGCCGGACCGGCCGGCGGAGUUCGUCGGCGUCUUCGGCGGCGACGGGCCCGGCCGCUUCGCCGAGGGCCGCUACGGCGGCGACGGCCGCGCGCGGCCGCCGGGCCUCGCGGCGGAGGCGGGCCCCGCGCUCGACGAGUCGCGGCGCGUGCUCGGCGCGCUGGGCGCGCUCCUCGCACGCGCCCUGCUCCCCGACGCGGAGGCGCGCGUGGCCGACGACGUGAGCGCCGACGGCGGGCGGCGCGAGGUGUCGACGACGGCGCACCGCCUCUGCCGCUACGCGCCGUCGUCGAAGGCCGUGGUCUUCGGCGCGCACACGGACACGUCAUUCUUCACGCUCGUGCCCUUGAGCUCCCCGCCGGGUUUGGAGGUCUUCGACCCGUCGCUGGACGCCUGGGUCCGCCCCGAAGCGGCCGAAGGCGCGGAAGCGACGGACGUGCUGUGCAUGCCCGGCGAAUUCCUGGAGCUCGCGUCCGCGGGUGCCUUCCGGGCCGUCGUCCACCGCGUCCUCGGCGGGCCGACGAAGCGCGUGUCGACGCCGCUCCUCGUCCGCGGCGACCGGCGCUUCGCGCUGGGCGGAGUGAACGCGCACGACUGCUGGCGCGCGCUGCAGGAGAGCGAGCCCGACCGGGCGGCGGAGGCGAUCCGCCGCGCCCCGGCCCACGUCGACGGCGCGUCCUACGUCGCGCCGCACCGCACGCGGGCCGAGGCGGAGACGUUCUACUCGCUCGCGCUCGGGCGCGCCGCGGAGGUCCUCAGCGCGGACCCCCUCGUCGUCCUGCUCCCGGCCUUCGCGUCCCACGCGGACUGCGCCGCCGCGCUCGCGGCGGCGUCGAGGACCGCGUGGCUCGACGACGCCGCGGCGCCCGGCGACCUCGCGCUCCGCGCCGCGGCCGUCGCCGAGCUGCCCCCGGCCCACGCGGAGCGCUGGCGCGUCGAUACCUACGGCCCGGGCGACGAGCCGCGCGCGGACGCCGCCGGCGGCCGCUUCGCCACGCUCGCGCUCUACCUCGACGACGGCUUCGCCGGCGGCGCGACGGCCUUCCCGGACCUUGGCCUGACCGUGGCGCCGAAGCGCGGCGACGCGAUCUUCUUCCGCGACGCGCGGACGCCGCUCCUCCGCGCCGACCGGCUCGCCGUGGCCGCGCACGCGGCGGCCCGCCGCGAGGAGCUGCCCGUGGAGGCCGGCGUCAAGCACGUCCUCACGCGCGGGUUCCGCGCCGCCCCGUUCCCCGACGGGGCGCCCUCUAACGACGGCGAUUAG
Messenger RNA from Aureococcus anophagefferens, 5367 nucleotides. RefSeq lists its product as hypothetical. The transcript has 7 exons. Gene Ontology annotation, cellular component: cytoplasm. Gene Ontology annotation, molecular function: electron-transferring-flavoprotein dehydrogenase activity; flavin adenine dinucleotide binding; oxidoreductase activity, acting on paired donors, with incorporation or reduction of molecular oxygen. The record is from RefSeq and is a predicted model, not a curated record. Bases 1 to 5367 code for a protein of 1788 amino acids. NCBI's taxonomy places the organism in Eukaryota, Pelagophyceae, Pelagomonadales, Pelagomonadaceae.